CCCGCCUCCUGUGAAACUGACCAAUCACUGAGCAGUUUUCCUUUUUUUUCCUCCAAACCACACGAUCGAGUUGAGCUCAUCCCGAGCUCAUGAUGGAGGAGUGUCAGGACUUCUCUCUUCAUGGCAAAUCUGUUGUAGCUGAAGAUAAUCUGAGAGAUGAGUACUACUGGAAGCUCGUGGCGGAUUUUAUCGGCCCUCAGUCAGGGGAGGGGCUGGAUCUGGAUCAGGCGAAUUGCAAGAACAGACUCCUGAUCCAAGUGGGGCUUCUGAGAGAAGACAACAACUUCCCCUGGGUCGCCAUCACUAACUGGCUGAAGAAGAUCUUCCCCAGYCAUCAGUCGGCUGACUUCCGGCGCUUGAUCGAGCGGGGCAUCGUGACCACGCUGAGUCUCGGCGUGGACGCCAGGGUUUCCUUCCUGGAGUCGCGGGUCAACUUCAACUUCGUGGGUCCGAUUUGCGACAGCAUCGGAGUGGAGCGGCAGCACCUGCUGGAGCUGAGGGACUUCUCCGAGCGGGCGCAGUUAGUCGAGGUCACGAACGGGCUGAUCCUGGAGCUCAGCAACUUCGUCUCCAGGGAGAACAUCUCCCCCGUGGUCAUGGUCACCUGGCUGAAAAACUUCAACCCGCAGUUCUGCAAGAACGGCGACAUUCAGAAGGCCUACAGGAACCUCAAGUCCAAGAUCAAGAAGCUGAAAGUUCACUGCAGCAACUACGAAACAAGAAGCCACAGAAGGAACGCGGCCAUUGAAAACAUGCUUCAGAGUCCGUUUGAGCUGGUCUGCAAGAAAGAGCCGAAGCUGCUGAUGAAGAAGCGCCUGAAGAGGGACGACUACGAGAAGAUCACCAUCAAAGAGGAGAGCGAGAGCUUUGAGAUCUCUCAGGCUGAGGGCUCGGAGGUGGACCGAGAGCGGCGGCGGGARCGUUUGGAAAGUAACGACGAGAGCGAGACCGAGCUGAACGUGUCCGGCAUCGCGACGGAAAGUUUGUCCAACAAAGGAGAGUCUCUGGCUCUGCUGGACAUCGCCAUGCUGUCUGUCCAGAAGCUGUCCCGCGUUUACGGAGGGAACUCUGCAGCGUGCAAGCAGGUGUCCUUGGACCUGCUGAAGAACCACUACACCCUGACCUACAAGGAGCACCCGGCCAUGGAGGAGUUCGAGAAGAAGAUCAACGCGGUGCGAGAGCAGUUCCCCAUCGUGCCUCCUGUGGUCUUCUUAAACUACAACGCCAACUUCCUGGUGGCCCUGCACGACGCCAUCGAGCAGCAGAUCACCAGCUUUGAGAAGGACAUCAUCCUGUCCACUGGGGAGAAACUGGGCCGAGACAAGCUGCCCAACUUCAAGAACUUCAUCAGUUUGCCCGAAAGCGCCACCUGCCGUUACAUCCACAUGGCCUGCGAUGUCCUGAGCCCCCGCAGCCCCGUCAAACCCAACUACCGCAAACACUGGGUGGCCUUCUGCGAGGAGAAGGGGAACCCGUCCAAGCUGGCGGUGAACCAGUCCAACAGGUUCAACAACUACUUCGAAGCGGCGGCGGGUCUCAUCCACCACCACAAGGAGGUGGCGCUCUUCUUCUCGGACCUCCUGUCCAUGGCCAACGACGCGUGUCCURACAUCGUCCUGGAGAGCGUGGCGGCGGACGCCAACGACUCCAUGAUCCAGAGCUUCGUGUGCGUCCUGGCCAUCGUCUACUGCAAGGUGGUGGGUCCGUACUGGCAGCUCCUGAAGAGCGGGGGCGAGUACUCGUUCUACAACCAGUACCUGCUCUGCCUCUACCAGAAGUUCCUGGACUGGUCCAAGGAUCCCUCCAAUCUGCUGGAACCAGAGGAGUCUACCAACAUCUUCACGCAGUUCCCGCUGCAGGAACGGACCUUCAGUGGCAUCUUUAGUUUUUGUGGCCAGUGGCACACCAACCGGGACCUGAUCCGGGCCUGCCUGAAGAGGACCAUAAAGGUGAUCGCCGCCGUCACAGAGGAGCACCUGAAGGACUUCCUGCCCGGAGGAGUCUUUUCCAAAAUCCCCCCGGUGGACGUGUGCCUGCAGAUGGUGAGCUGCACCUUCUCCGUCCUGAUGGCAGAGUACCCCUUCGGCCACUCGUACUCCUACCAGAAGGCCAGACYUGAUGGUUCCUCAAACCAGAACCUGUCAGAAGACGACGACUCAGCCGAACCUUCUGACGACAGCUCUGAUGACCUCUCCAGGAAAGUAUCCCAGAUAGAGGAGGUCAGCCCCCAGGCGAAGAAAGUUCAGCGACGAGUGGAGGAGGAGGAGCCGGAGCUCAACAUGGAUCUGGACUACAUCGUAGCUACGGUGAGCCAGAACAGGGGGCCGUGUAAAACCCAGCAGGACGUGGACAAGCUGCUGCUGCUGCUGGAGGGGAAGCCGCGGUCAGUGAAGCAGGAGGCCAUCCGCUGUGAGAUGCUCUACCAGAAAAUGGUUCUGAACAACACGGACCCCCACCUGGAUCACGUUUACCUCAACAGCACACAGAUGGUGGGUAAGCUGAAGCUGGCCCUCCCGCGAAUAAAACCCGGCUUCUCUCUCGUGUUGGCGCCUAGAAAGACCAAACCCAAAGCUUUGGUCGCGGUCGCAGCCGAACCUUUGCCUGCUCCGAGUGAAGCCAGCGUCCCGACGGCAGCUGGAGAAGAAAGACCCAACACUUCCACAGGUGACCUGGUGGUCCCACCUGAGCAGAAACUCAGCUGAAGACCUGGACCUGUUCACACCAACACAACCGUCUGGUUUCUUCUAAACAUCUUUUAGGAAAUGUUCUGUUGGAAGGAUCUGACUUUACCUUUUUUACUGUAUUUUUCCCUGAAAAACAACUUUUCUUGUUGGUUCAUUUCUUCUGAUUUCUUCUGAUUCAAACGUUGAUCAUCAGGUUAAAAAUAAACACCUUUUUUGUUYGUA
This is a messenger RNA of Austrofundulus limnaeus, 2906 nucleotides long. RefSeq lists its product as uncharacterized. NCBI's taxonomy places the organism in Eukaryota, Metazoa, Chordata, Actinopteri, Cyprinodontiformes, Rivulidae. The record is from RefSeq and is a predicted model, not a curated record. The transcript has 3 exons. Bases 90 to 2702 code for a protein of 870 amino acids. Gene Ontology annotation, molecular function: 3'-5'-RNA exonuclease activity.